Molecule: messenger RNA, 1638 nt
Organism: Arthroderma uncinatum
Lineage: Eukaryota; Fungi; Ascomycota; Eurotiomycetes; Onygenales; Arthrodermataceae
Product: Alg12p
Exons: 5
Coding region: 1-1638 (545 amino acids)
Biological process (GO): protein N-linked glycosylation
Cellular component (GO): endoplasmic reticulum membrane
Molecular function (GO): alpha-1,6-mannosyltransferase activity
Source: RefSeq, a predicted model, not a curated record
AUGUUCUCGUAUGUCCACAAAGAGACCGCCAACGAGGUAUGCGGCGGCGAUGAGCUUCAAAUCAUGUCUAAAGACGACUCAAUGGUGCGUGCGGAAAUUAUUGAAGAGGCGAACACGUUAGAAUGGGAUGACCUCCGUGGUGCAAAGGCUUUGGGCUUUAAGCUGGUAGAAUAUGCGAGUUGGGAGAGGUUGGAGCCAGGACGCUAUGCGUUGCAGGCUGAAGGACCAGGCAUGUAUACCGUUGGCGUCGUGUCCCUGGUAUACCUCGUCUUGUCUCCUUUUAGCAAGGUCGAGGAAUCCUUUAAUAUACAGGCAGUUCAUGAUAUAUUAAAGUACGGAAUUCCUUCAGUGAAGGAUCCUUUACCUAUCCUCCGCCAAUAUGACCAUGUCACCUUCCCCGGCUCUGUACCAAGGACCUUUGUCGGCGCUGUACUCCUGGCUGGUAUCUCGAAGCCAGUGUUAUGGCUUUUGAAUGGGAAUCCUCAAGCCAAAGGAAUCAUUCUCCGGUCAGAGAUCGCAGCUCUGCUUGCUACAACUACAGUAUACCUCUGGACUCAAGGUCAAAUUGGGUUGCGCCGAGAAAUAAUUCCAGCGGGCAUCAGCGGUGUGUUAAUCGGCCUAGCUAUUACCGUAUCAGUGGACUCUUUCUUCUGGCAGAAGUUUCCACUAUGGCCUGAGUUAGCAGCUUUCGGAUACAAUGUCCUUGAAGGGAACGCCUCUAACUGGGGCGUAGACCCGUGGCACUAUUACUUCACGAGUGCCUUGCCUCGCCUUUUCCUGAACCCAUUGGCCUACCUCAUCUGCAUCCCCUUCGCAUGUUUGCUUCACCCAUUACGCAAAGCAGCCUGUUCUAUCACCAUUCCGCUCAUCGCCUUUGUCGCCAUUAUGAGCGUUCAGCCACACAAGGAAUGGCGUUUUAUCAUCUACACAAUACCCCCAUUAACUGCAGUUGCUGCCAUCGGAGCCUCAUACAUUUGGACCCGCAGAGCCAAAUCUAUUGCAUAUCGCCUUCUUUCCAUCUCCCUUGUCCUCUCAACCUUAGCUUCCUUUGCAAUGUCAUUCUUCAUCCUGCUGCCAAUUUCUAUGUCUAACUACCCUGGCGGAGUAGCCAUGAAGUUAGUUCAUAACUACGCCCACGGCUCUCAAGCAGUCAUUUCCGUCCAUAUGGACACAUUGACCUGUCAGACUGGCGCAACCCAUUUCUUAGAAAUGCCACCGCCUAAAUCACCAUUUGUUCAUCUCCCUGGUUCCCCGGACGGGAGUUUUCCCGAGCUUAAAAGCGGAGAGUCGAGAUGGAUUUAUGAUAAGACGGAAAGUGAGCUUGAGAAGCAAAAGCCAGAAUUUUGGGAUAAGAUUGAUUAUGCCUUGGUUGAAGAUGAAUCCAUUCUCCGUGGAAUGGGCAACUGGGAGCUUAUUGACAAUGCUUAUGGAUAUAGUGGAAUCCACAUUGUUCGACCAGAUGCGAAUGCAUGUUAUGCAUGUGGCGCUGAAGUUAGGAUUCUACAAGCACUCUUCGGGGAUACUGGCGUGAAGGCCUGGGAAUUUAUAAAAGCAAAUGCAAGAAAGCACGUUACGCGUGGCUGGUGGGUGGAAGCCAGGUUAGCGCCUAAAAUUAGGAUUAUGAAGCGCUUGCAUUGA